UGUUGACCUCAGAGUAUAUUUAUCCUUACAGGAAUCAGGGUGGAUUUGAUAUGAUUUGCAGUGGAAGAGACAAGAUUGAGACUCCAGAACAGUUUAAGCAAGCUGAAGAAACAGCGGUUAAGCUUGAUCUAGAUGGCCUUGUUGUAAUUGGUGGAGAUGAUUCAAAUACAAAUGCCUGCCUUCUGGCUGAAAAUUUUAGGAGUAAAAAUUUGAAAACAAGAGUCAUCGGAUGUCCAAAGACCAUUGAUGGUGAUCUGAAAUGCAAAGAGGUUCCAACAAGUUUUGGGUUUGAUACUGCUUGCAAGAUAUAUGCAGAAAUGAUUGGGAACGUCAUGAUUGAUGCUCGUUCAACUGGAAAAUACUACCACUUUGUUCGUCUUAUGGGGCGUGCUGCUUCUCACAUUACUUUAGAAUGUGCUUUGCAAACUCAUCCUAAUAUCACUCUUAUCGGAGAAGAGGUAGCUGCCAAGAAACAGACACUUAAAAAUGUUACGGACUACAUUGCUGAUGUGAUUUGCAAACGGGCAGAACUUGGUUUUAAUUAUGGUGUUAUACUCAUACCUGAAGGACUUAUAGAUUUCAUUCCAGAGGUAAAUCUAUUGCAUGCAGAACUCAAUGAAAUAUUGGCCCAUGAUAUUGUAGAUGAAGCUGGUGUUUGGAAAAAGAAGCUCACGCCUCAGUCUCUUCAGCUAUUUGACUUCCUACCCCCAGCAAUCCAGGAUCAACUGAUGCUUGAGAGAGAUCCACAUGGAAAUGUUCAGGUUGCCAAAAUUGAAACUGAGAAAAUGCUUAUUCAAAUGGUUGAAACUGAGUUAGAGGUCAGAAAACAAGGAGCUGCAUACAAGGGUCAAUUCAAAGGCCAGUCUCACUUUUUCGGAUAUGAAGGAAGAUGUGGUUUGCCAUCUAAUUUUGAUGCCACAUACUGCUACGCUUUGGGUUAUGGCGCUGGAGCAUUGCUUCAGAGUGGGAAGACGGGAUUGAUAUCAUCUGUGGGAAACUUGGCUGCUCCAGUUGCAGAAUGGACUGUUGGUGGAACAGCACUGACUUCACUUAUGGAUGUCGAAAGGAGACAUGGUAAGUUCAAGCCUGUGAUAAAGAAGGCAAUGGUUGAGCUAGAUGGUGCCCCAUUCAAGAAAUUUGUCUCUAUGCGGGAGGAAUGGGCUCUUAAAAACAGAUAUCUCAACCCUGGUCCCAUUCAAUUUAUUGGCCCGGCAUCCGAUAAAGUUAAUCACACCUUACUGCUGGAACUCGGAUCUCAAGUGUAAAUGUGGGUGCGCUGUUCUUCCUUGUGACAAUAAUUUGAAGGCCAUAGUUCUUCAUUUCUCUUGUUUUGUUUAUUUCCGAGGAUUAAUUGAUUAAGAAUUUAACGGAAGUUUCUGACCUUUCCAUUGGAUUAUUACAUAACCCCAUCUCAAACAUUUACCAAAGCUUCACUCUGAAAUAUGUGUUAAACUUGCUCAA
Molecule: messenger RNA, 1461 nt
Organism: Sesamum indicum (sesame)
Lineage: Eukaryota; Viridiplantae; Streptophyta; Magnoliopsida; Lamiales; Pedaliaceae
Source: RefSeq, a predicted model, not a curated record